CUCGUGGGUUUUGCGGACCCCACUUCACAUAAAAUCCCCCUUUUUUUUCACACAACAAAAAAAGCAAGAAAAAGAAAUCUCCAUACUUGCAUUUUUGCUUUGUUUUCAGCAUUUACCUCUUCCUCUUCUUGUCUUCUUCUUGAUUUUUCAGGUAAAAAGAUUAAAUCUUCGAGUUGGUAAAAUAAAAAAGCUUAAACUUUCCGGUGCUCAAAGCUGAUUACUGAUUAGAUUCGUUUGAGAAGAAUAUGUCCCUUUCACUAGGUAUUUGACUCUCUUUCUCUCUCUACCCUCUCUCUUCAAAAGGGGGGUUUGAAGAUUUUUUUACCUAAAAGGAAAUUUCGUUUUAUUCUUUUUCCUUUUUUUGUUUUUGCACUGAACCCACUUUUGCUAUGCUGUGUUAUUGAUUUCCUGGGAAAAAAUUGGUUGGUAUUAGUCUGUUUUUGUUGGGUUUUUGUUUGACCUAGCAAAAUUCCAACUACCCAGAGUCCCUUUUUCCUUUUUCCUUUUUCCAGCAUUUAAUUGUUUAUGCUUUUCAGGAGGUGUUCAUAGUUGAUUUGAAUUUCUGGGUUUGACCUUAAAUUCUGUUAUUUUUGGUGGGUUUCCUGUGUUUUUUUUGGUGGUGGGGUGAUUAAGUGGAAGAGGACCUAGUCAGCUUUGAAUUUUGCCUCACAAUUUGGAUUGGAUUGCUAAAAUGUUGUUUUGUCUGUGUAGUUUGGAAAGAUAAAGCUUUCUAAGGUGUGGACAGGGGCAAUGGUGAUGGUCUUAUUGCGGCGCAACAGCUGCAGGGUUAAGCUGAAGUAAUUCCUGAUUGAAUUUUCUCAGCACUCACCUUCUGAUCUGGGUUUUGAUUGCUGGAUUACUGGUCAAAAUCUUCUCCUCGCUUUGUUGAAUUUUAAGGAUAAUUUGGUACUUCUUUGUUCUUUAAUCUUUUAUUUCUGGAUUCUUUGUGGUUGUCAAUUCUAGAAAGAUUGAGGGUUUGAACAUUUGGGGAAGUCUACUUAGGUUUGGUUGUUGGUGAACUUUGGUUGAACAUCUUAUUAGGGCAUGCAUUAAUUUUAGCCUAAAAGAAAAUUUUCUAGAUUGUUUUGGAACUUUGAUUUGGGUUUAUUGGGAGGAUAACAAUGGAGGAUAACAACAAUGGAGAUGAUUGGAAACAGAUGCUUAGAAAGAUGCUUCCGCCCGGUGCAUCGUUGCCUCAAGGAGUUGAUAAUCCAGAAUAUUCCAUAGCUAUAGAAUAUAAAGGUCCUGCAAUAUCUCAAGAAGUUCCUAGAAUUGAACCUCUUGAUGUAAAUCCAAGGUUGAUUCCAACUGCCUCCAUUGCUGAACCACUUUCAGAGUCACAAAGACAAUUCUUUGAGUCCGAACCACCGGUCAUUGAACCGAUCCCUUUACCCUUCUCUCGAAUUGCCAGGGCAGUGGAUUCACUUACUGAUAGUCCUAGGUUAUCUGGAAGUUCAGAAUCUGUUGUUUCUGUGCUUCAAAAUCCUGAUUAUUCUUCAGCUUCUCCUUCUCGGUCUCCUGGUUCGGGUCACAAUACUGAAAAUAAUUCUGUAAACCAAACAGCUAAUGAAGGGAGAAGGGAAAGGGUCCCUGUGGUCACCUUUAAUACUGUGGAUAGAUCUGAAAGUGAAGACCUUGAUGCCGAACCUCCAAUCUAUCCUGAAUAUGUUGGUUUUUCUACUGAAAAAAAGAAAAAGAAGAAUGUAAAGGUUUGUUUUCGAUGUGGAAAGGGAAAAUGGGAAACAAAGGAGGCUUGUUUGGUUUGCGAUGCUAAGUUUUGUAGUAACUGUGUGCUUCGGGCUAUGGGGUCUAUGCCUGAGGGGCGUAAAUGUGUUACUUGUAUUGGGAAGCCGAUUGAUGAAUGGAAACGGCCUAAACUUGGGAAGAAUUCUAGGGUUUUGUCUCGGUUAUUGAGUCCUUUGGAAGUUAAGCAGAUUAUGAUAGCUGAAAGGGAAUGUUCUGCAAAUCAACUUCGGCCCGAACAACUGAUUGUAAACGGGUAUCCUUUAAAGCCCGAUGAAAUGGCUGAGUUACUUGGCUGUCCUUUGCCACCUCAAAAGUUAAAGCCCGGGAGAUAUUGGUAUGACAAAGAGUCUGGCCUCUGGGGAAAGGAGGGAGAGAAACCUGACAGAAUCAUCAGUUCAAAUUUGAGUUUCAGUGGAAAACUGAGUCCCGAGGCAAGCAGAGGAAACACUGGAGUUUACAUUAAUGGUCGUGAGAUUACAAAGCUUGAGCUAAGAGUGUUAAAGCUGGCCAAUGUCCAGUGUCCACGUGAAACUCAUUUUUGGGUCUAUGACGAUGGCCGCUAUGAGGAGGAAGGACAAAAUAAUAUUAGGGGGAAUAUUUGGGAGAAGGCAUCAACUCGCUUUGUCUGUGCAUUGUUCUCUUUGCCUUUUCCCCAAGGCCAGUCUCAUGGAGUUAGGGAUGAGGCAAGCAAUUAUGGUGCUGUUGUGCCAACAUAUUUUGAACAGAAAAGAACGCAGAAACUUCUUCUUCUCGGACUAGAGGGGUCUGGAACUAGCACAAUCUUCAAACAGGCCAAAUUUUUGUACGGGAACACGUUUACUGAAGAAGAACUGCAAGAUAUUAAAUUGAUGAUUCAGAGCAAUAUGUAUAAAUAUCUAAGUAUAUUGCUUGAUGCAAGAGAGAGGUUUGAGGAAGAAGAAAUGGCAAAGAUGGAGAUAAAAGAAGCACAUGACGGAGAUGGUGAAUCAGGUGGGACUUCAGAAGUAGAGUCCAACGGGACUGGUCAAAGCAUAUAUUCUAUUAACCCGAGGUUAAAGCAUUUUUCUGACUGGUUAUUGGACAUCAUUGCAACUGGUGAUCUGGAUGCAUUUUUCCCUGCUGCAACAAGGGAGUAUGCUCCUUUAGUUGAAGAAGUUUGGAAGGAUUCUGCUAUACAAGAAACAUAUAGAAGAAAGGAUGCGCUACACUUCCUUCCGGAUGUUGCUGAAUACUUUUUAAGCCGGGCUGUUGAGGUGUCGAGCAAUGAAUAUGAACCUUCAGAGAGGGAUAUUUUGUAUGCAGAAGGCGUGACUCAAGGAAAUGGUUUGGCUUUUCUUGAAUUCUCCCUUGAUGACCGUAGCCCAAUGUCUGAGUCAUAUACGGAGAAUUUGGAUGCAACCCCAACUUUGACCAAGUACCAAUUGAUCAGGUUAAAUGCUAAGGGUAUGAGCGAAGGAUGCAAGUGGGUUGAAAUGUUUGAAGAUGUCCGUGCAGUCGUCUUCUGCGUAGCUCUAAGUGACUACGACCAAACAUGGAUUUCUCCAGAUAAUACUACUUGUACUGGUAGUGGAACUCUUCUUCAAAACAAAAUAAUACAGAGCAAAGAACUAUUCGAGAAGAUGAUUAUACACCCGUGUUUCAGAGACACCCCUUUUAUUCUGGUAUUAAACAAAUACGACCUUUUCGAAGAACGGAUUGGUAGGGCACCUUUAGGUACAUGCGAAUGGUUUAACGACUUCUGCCCUGUUCGAACUAGCACCUCUAAUCAGUCAUUAGCAAACCAAGCUUACUUUUACGUUGCAAUGAAGUUUAAGGAUCUUUAUGCAUCGGUUACUGGUAGGAAGCUUUUCGUAUGGCAAUCUAAGGCGAGGGAUCGAGUUAAUGUGGAUGAAGGGUUUAAGUAUUUAAGGGAGAUUUUGAGGUGGGAUGAGGAAAAAUAUGAGAACUUUUAUGGUGGACCUGAAGAUUCUUUUUACAGUACUGAUAUGAGUUCUUCACCUUAUGUUGUCAGACAAGAAGAGUGAAGUGAAGUGAGUUCAUGUGUAUUUGUAACAGUGUAUAAAUGUCUGUAUGUUUGUCUGUGUAUGAGGUUUAGGGCUGAUUUGGUUAUGGCUUUUUAAUGUCUGUUAAAUCAGUUGUUUUUGUAUUGCAACUACUCAUUUGUAAAGGGUUGUUAAUAUUUGUUGAGGU
Spinacia oleracea (spinach) is the source of this 3915-nucleotide messenger RNA. Its product is annotated as extra-large guanine nucleotide-binding protein 3. Gene Ontology annotation, biological process: adenylate cyclase-modulating G protein-coupled receptor signaling pathway. The record is from RefSeq and is a predicted model, not a curated record. Gene Ontology annotation, molecular function: G protein-coupled receptor binding; guanyl nucleotide binding; GTPase activity. Gene Ontology annotation, cellular component: cytoplasm; heterotrimeric G-protein complex. Lineage: Eukaryota; Viridiplantae; Streptophyta; Magnoliopsida; Caryophyllales; Amaranthaceae. Bases 1122 to 3749 code for a protein of 875 amino acids. The transcript has 8 exons.